AUGGCGCAUUGUGUCACCGUGCCAGAGUGUCUACCUGAGCGCUUGGAGGUGAUCUCUUACGCCAACGAAUCUGCGUUUCUCUAUAAUGAUGAGAUGGAGAAGCUGAUUGAUGCUGAUGGGAAGCUCGACCAAGCUCAUAAGAUGGUCGGGCCCUUUGAUCAGGGACAUCAUUUACAGACGGACUUCGGGGCCAACAAGCUGGAAUCUCGAGUUCUCGCCGAGAUUAUGGCCAUUGGCAAGCCUCGAGCGGAGACGUUGAUGAAGGAGAGUGACUAUAACAUCUGGUUUGGCACUCUGACAUGCGAAAUUGUGCUGACCAUCCCUGGCGAAGACUUCUAA
This is a messenger RNA of Aspergillus homomorphus CBS 101889, 339 nucleotides long. RefSeq lists its product as uncharacterized. Bases 1 to 339 code for a protein of 112 amino acids. The transcript is spliced from 5 exons. Lineage: Eukaryota; Fungi; Ascomycota; Eurotiomycetes; Eurotiales; Aspergillaceae. The record is from RefSeq and is a predicted model, not a curated record.